Loxodonta africana (African savanna elephant) is the source of this 8140-nucleotide messenger RNA. It is a transcript of the gene MIER3, whose product is annotated as MIER family member 3. Gene Ontology annotation, cellular component: nucleoplasm. Gene Ontology annotation, molecular function: histone deacetylase binding; transcription corepressor activity. The transcript has 12 exons. Bases 140 to 1714 code for a protein of 524 amino acids. Gene Ontology annotation, biological process: negative regulation of transcription by RNA polymerase II. The record is from RefSeq and is a predicted model, not a curated record. NCBI's taxonomy places the organism in Eukaryota, Metazoa, Chordata, Mammalia, Proboscidea, Elephantidae.
GGGCUCGGAAAUCUGUGGCUGAAGGUUUCCCCACAAAAAUUUAUCCUGGAAAUUUUUCAACAUUUGUCUUUAAGAGUUGCAGUGCCUGUUUGUUGGCUCUCUGUCUUCUGAGGAUCAUGAUUUUGACCCCACUGCUGAGAUGCUGGUCCAUGACUAUGAUGAUGAAAGAACUCUUGAAGAGGAGGAAAUGAUGGAUGAGGGUAAAAAUUUCAGUUCUGAAAUUGAAGACUUAGAAAAGGAAGGAAACAUGCCUCUAGAAGAUUUACUGGCGUUCUAUGGCUAUGAAACUUCGAUCCCAGCAGCUGCCAAUUCCAGUGCAAAUAGCUCCCCAAGCGAACUUGCAGAUGAACUACCAGAUAUGACACUAGACAAAGAGGAAAUAGCAAAAGACCUGUUAUCAGGUGAUGAUGAAGAAACUCAGUCUUCUGCAGAUGACCUGACACCAUCUGUGACCUCCCAUGAGACUUCAGAUUUCUUCCCUAGACCUUUACGAUCAAAUACUACAUGUGAUGGGGAUAAAGAGUCGGAGGGUGAAGAUGUUGAAACAGACAGUGGUAACUCACCUGAAGAUUUGAGGAAGGAAAUAAUGAUCGGUUUACAGUACCAGGCAGAGAUCCCCCCUUAUCUUGGAGAAUACGAUGGUAAUGAGAAAGUGUAUGAAAAUGAAGACCAGUUACUCUGGCAACCUGGUGUGGUUUUGGAGAGCACAGUUAAGGAGUACCUUGUUGAGACUUCAUUAAGAACUGGAAAUGAGAAAAUAAUGGAUCGGAUUUCAGCAGGAACACACACAAGGGACAACGAACAGGCGUUGUAUGAACUUCUCAAGUGUAAUCACAAUAUAAAGGAAGCAAUUGAAAGGUACUGCUGCAAUGGAAAGUCCUCUCAAGAAGGAAUGACUGCAUGGACAGAAGAAGAAUGCCGAAGCUUUGAACAUGCACUCAUGCUUUUUGGAAAAGAUUUUCAUCUUAUACAGAAGAAUAAGGUGAGAACUAGAACAGUUGCUGAAUGUGUGGCGUUCUACUAUAUGUGGAAGAAAUCUGAACGUUAUGAUUACUUUGCUCAACAAACAAGAUUUGGAAAGAAACGAUACAACCAUCACCCUGGAGUUACGGACUACAUGGAUCGUUUGGUAGAUGAAACAGAAGCCCUGGGUGGGACGGUAAAUUCUUCUUCAGCCUUAACUUCUCACCGACCUGAGCCCGUUCCUGAUCAGCAGCUGAACAUUCUGAACUCUUUCACUGCCAGUGACUUGACAGCUUUGACCAACAGUGUAGCGACCGUCUGCAACCCCACGGAUGUGAGUUGUUUGGAUGAUAGCUUCCCUCCACUGGGCAACACACCCCGUGGACAAGUCAAUCAUGUGCCUGUUGUAACAGAAGAGUUACUCAACCUGCCCAGCAAUGGGGAAAGUGAUUGUUUUAACUUAUUUGAGACUGGAUUUUAUCACUCAGAGCUAAACCCUAUGAACAUGUGCGGUGAAGAGUCGGAAAGACCAGCAAAGAGAUUGAAAAUGGGCAUUGCUGUCCCUGAAUCCUUUAUGAAUGAGGUGUCUGUAAAUAAUUUGGGUGUGGACUUUGAAAAUCACACACAUCACAUCACCAGUGCCAAAAUGGCCGUCUCAGUGGCUGACUUUGGCAGUCUGUCUGCCAGCGAGACCAAUGGCUUCAUCAGUGCCCACGCUCUGCAUCAGCACGCUGCCCUUCACUCCGAGUGACCCAGGGAGGAGCCCAGGAGCAGUGGGUGUGCAGUACCAGUAGACUUGAGGGGAGCUAUCAGGUUUGCUUAGUCUUUCACUGGAAGUUUGAACCUUUUUCACUAUGACAUCAGUGAUGUCAGUAUGUAUAGAACUAUAUCUUGAUUUAUCAAGAGUAUUUUCAUUUUUCAAUCCAUAAAUGUGGAAAUGAACUAUGAUCAGCAGAGUUGGGAACUAAGAUUGAACUUUGUGGUGCAGCUUUAAGCUCUGCUUCUCUCUUCCUCAUCCCCCAAUACCUCCUCCUUGGUCCCUCCGUUUUCUAUUCUUUUCUGUUCCUCACUGCCCUCACUCCCAAUUUUAAAACCUGUAGACAGAGGCCACCAGCUCAAAACCAGCACAGAAGUUCUGAACUGAAUGGAGUGGCUUCUUCUUGUGUAAAUUCCUUUUGCCAUAAUGGAUGCAGUGGAAUAACAAUGUUUACAGGUACCGAUCCCCGUCCCUGCUCAAUGUAGCAUUUUUUUUUUUUUUGGUUUUAUUUUCUUAAUUAAAUAAAAGCAGGGGUAGGUUUCUUUAAACUGCACAAACAUGCAAGGAUUUUUUUUUUAAUGGAGACUUCUCUCAUGAUAUUCAAGUAGAGCACUUCAGUUUACAAAACAGCAAGUCCAUCUUUAUGGAAGCCAGCACAAGGAACUGCGUGCAAAUUGUGAAGACGCUUGCUUGGAUCCUAUUUCAAAAUUUUAGACCAGGGCUACCUUACACAGAAUGGGUGAUCUUACUGCCAGAAGACUUAUGUGUAACUUCAUUUACUGGCUAAAAAUUUGGCCUUUGAAGUGUGGUAUUCAGAUGGGAUUUUGUCCACCAUUGUCAAGAUUGUAAACUUAAAAAUUAAUACCGGUCAUUGUAUAAAUUUAGUUGAUCCUGAGGCAGUCGACUUGUGGAGGCACAGUCUGCAAAGCCUAGGAUGUUGUCAUUCAGUGGUUUACAUUUUGGGACACCUCUUAAGUUGUUUGUAGCACUGCAGUUCAGUGUUAAUAUUUAGGAGGGACUUCUAGAUUUUAUACGUAAUGCAGUAGAACCUUGAAGUAAUUUAAGCUUUUUUGUUUGGCGUGAACAUUUGGCAAGAAAAAUGUGAGUUCCUAUCUGAAAUAGAAUGGUACUUAACCACUUUACGUUUUAAAAAGUGAUAGACGUUUAGAUGCAUCUCAAACUUAAUUUUAUUUUUAUUCCAAACAUUGUGAAUGAGAAGCCAUUGUCAUAAACUUUGGCCGUUUUGCUCUAUGGACGUGCAUCUUUAAGUUAUAAGGUGAAUUCAAACAAUAUUUAAUACAGUAUUAGGAUGUAAUAGGCUUUGCUUUUAUAGUAGUACAGUUAAGACACAAUUUUACUUUUUUUGUACCAUCUUAAUUAAAAUUUUUUUUUUUACUAGUUAUGUUCCUUUGCAAAAAACUUAAAUAUUUGGCUGCAUUGCUGAUAUUUCCAAGUCUAAGUCGCUUCAAGGUUGUGCUGAUGAGUAGAUAGGAUGUAGUAAUCUUAGUGAUUGAAAGGGAGGGUAUUUAUUACACAAACUGUGAACUGCAAUGACAUCCUUUAUUUUGGAUGAUGUGUAUUGUUUUUCUUUGCAGAAUUUUAAUGAAGAUUGCUUUGAAGUGUUUACGCAGUUGCACAUUUACUAUAAAAUUUAGUUUAGCGCAGUGGACAAAAGUAGUUAAAUUAAUAACUUAAAAAUCAGUCUCUAAUUUAUACAUCUAAACUCUAGCAUUCUUGUAUGCACACAGUAAAUAAUGGGUAGCCUGGGCCCUGUGUUGCUUUCUGAUACUUUCAUCCAAGUUGUCAGCUUCUGAUGGCUGUGUUGUUGUGCUAAAUUUUGAACCUUAUUUCUUGUGUUAAAAAUCAGUACGUUUUCUGUAAUUGAGUAAGAUACUGGCCAGAAUCUUCCAUUGUUGUAACUUUACUUUUGACUCUGGGUUUACAGUGGCUGGUUUGUAUAAAAUAAUUUACACAAAGAUGACUGAAUGCUAAUACCAGUUGCACUUAAAUGACCAUGCCCAUUCUCAGUAGCUGAUGCAGUAAUAUAUUCAGUUUAUCUAUGCAUUGCUGGGAUCUUGAUAGAAGAUGGAAACGGUGUUUCUUAUCUAAAGUUUGGAUUAUCAGCAAGUUGAAUGGACACUUUAGUUAUUUAAUAAAGUUUUUUGACCAAAAUCCAGAAAAUGGUAUGAGAGAAAAAUAAAAUUCCAGCUAGUUUACUAGAUUUUUAAAUGCCAAUCUGAUUUUAGCCUCUUAGAGAGUGCUAGCUAGCUGGUAACGUUUACUUUUAAUUCCUUGUUAAAAUGAGGCAAUAAUUUGCGAGAUUUUUGUAUAUAUGUGUAAAUUCUUCCUAUCUUUUUAGAUCUAAUUCAAUAUUUUCUGACUACUUCUGCCAUGUAUAAUACCAUUUUUGUGCAUGCUUGAUGUGACAUUUAUAAUUGUACCACUAUGACUUUAUCCAUGUAAAAUAGCUAUUUAUUGAAUUUUCUUUCAAAAGCUGGAUUUACUGGGCUUCCCCCCCACCCCAGUUUAACAUUUUAACAGAGAAUUUGUUACUGUUUAUUAAAAGAAUUGCGUUUGAGAGCAUGAAAACAGCCAGUUUGCAAUCAUAUGAAGAAACAAUAAUGCCUUUAUUAUCAAGUGUUAAGCACAAUUCUUAUAACAAACUGUGAUGAAUUCUUUUUGGGUUUCUUUUUUUUAUUUGCCCUUUGCCACGUUACUUUCGUAUGAACAAACCAAAAAUCCAUGGUGAGCAAUUGCAGUGUUGGCUGACGUACCUUUUAUGUACAGGGAAUUUGAAGAGGACAGCAUAUUCAUUUAGAAAUGUAACUGGUGCUGUGAUUAUAGCAAUACUUUUGUUAGCCAUGCUUCAUCUUUUUCAUUCUAGCUUUUUAAAUGUUUAGUUUUCCUCUUGUCAUGGUCAACUGCUGAAUUUACUUGAAGGAUGUAGAAUACUGCUUAAAAAAUGCUAAAGUGUGUACAAUUAGGUCAAAGAAUUGUGCAGUUGUUUCCUUUUCAAUUUUUAAAAUUGAAGGUCAUAAACAUUUGAGAACAUCAGAUCUGACAGAGCGUAGUGAUACUAUUUAAUUUAACCAAAGUCUCUAAUGAAUAUUUCAACUUUGAAUGUAAGCUAAUGAAUACACCUGACCACCAAGGAGAUUUGUUUGCCCAGAGUUUCAAAGCACAUUGUCUACAAAUGGAAAUUGAAAUAAUUUAUAAAAAUAUUGACGUUACUAUGUUUUUUAAAAAGUUCCUAAUUUUUUCACUAAAAGGAGGAAACUAUUAGUUUUAUUGUUAAAUAUGGUAGAUAUUAAUAUUCUUCUUAGAUGACCAGUGAUUCCAUUUGUCCCAGUUUGAAAUAAGUACCCUGUGAGUAUGAGAUAAAUUAGUGACAAUCACAAGUUUUAGUAUCAGAUGUUCAAGAGGAAGUUGCUAUUGUUGCAUUGAUUUUAAUAUUUGUACAUAAACACUGAUUUUUUUGAGCAUUAUUUUGUAUUUGUUGUACUUUAAUACCUGAUGUACAGUUCCAGAAAUAAAAAUCUGGAAAUCUUUUUUUUUUCUUGGUUCGUGUGAGUAUUUGCCACAAAUAAAUUUUUUAUUCAGCAAAUCUUGAACUAUACCAAAUGGGUAGAUACUUUACUACUGUUAGGUUGGGUUUAGAUGUAGUAGAUAAGAUAUCUGAUGGGUAAGUAAUAAGGUCAGUAGAUAAAAUAAGUUUUUCUUAAAUCUGCUGUAGUAGUUCUCCAUCUAUAGUAAUGUUCCUACUGUCCCAAGGUGCGGAUUAUGCUUGUAGUUGUCAUUCAGGAAACAUUGACUGAAUAUCUGUUGUGUUUCAGGCACUGUUCUAGGCAAUCAUGCCUUUUAGGAAGUCAUGAUGUUUGAAAUUGGAAAAUUUUGGGACAUACUUACGGCGAACGAGUCUUCCUUAUCUUUAAUAACCAUGGUUUUACAGACUUGUAUCUUCCUGCAGCCUUCAUCUUUUUAAGCUACGGAGUUUGUCUUAGCCUAAUUUCACAAGUUUGUCUCCGUAUUUCAUUUGCUCUCACCAGAGCUUUCUCUAGUUCCAUUCUUAAUAUGCAGUGAUUAAACUUUAUAUAAUAUCCAGAUGUUGCACAAGGGCAAGAAGAGGAUAAAAUGAAAGCAAAAACCUUGACUCGUUUGCCUUGGUAACUAGUCUGAAAGCACAUUCCUCCCUUCGCAGCCGCCCGCGGACCUCACUGUGCGAGCUCUGAGGCGCUCACAGGUGCACAGCCGCGCCUUCAGAGGGGGCACCAGCGGAAGGAUUGCAGAUGCAGCCGAGAACGCAGCUGCAGCAAGUGCCGCGUGAGUGCUGCAUGGUACUUCGGGCCUGUGAGGGGGAAGCAGCUUCCUGGAAGCAGAAUAAUCUCUAGUGACUUCCAGACCUUUUCCAUUUUGAUCAUUAAUUUCCACCAAUGGUUUGCUUUUGGAGCCAGAUGUUCCUCUGACUUAAAGGCCUCGUGGCAUCUGCGGACUUGGACAUUUCGUCAUAUAUGCUUUCAUUUUAAUUUAGACUAGUCCCUGGGAUAAAGCACUGGUUACCAUUUUCCAUUCAAAUAAGCUGUCCUUAAUCACAAUCCUCUUGGUGUCUGAUUGGGUUCUCUGUGACAAAACAGUGCACAAGGGGCACUGAAUUUGUCGUCCUAGACCAAGAAGUCUCCCAUUUUUUGUAGUUUUAAUACACAACUGACAUUCACUUUAGAGAGAUUCCGUGUGUAUACCUUGAUCUUGAUGAGGGUGUGUUUUUACAAGGAGGUAAAGCAUUACUGUCACAAAGGUGUUUUCUGAUGUAGAAUAAGUAUUUCAUAAGCAUGUGAGAAAUGAAAUCAGCCAUGUAUAAAUCUAAAAAAUUAGAAAACAAUGAAAAUGGCCGUUUUAAUUUUUUAAAUAUCAAUGUUUUAUUUUUAAAAAUAUCCUCACUGCACCCCAUGGUAGUAGGCAAGCUUUAUACUCCUACAGUGGGCAUUUUACGGGCAGGAAUCAUGUUUUAUUCUUUGUAUCCCCCAGAGCCUUUCCCAUAGUACUUAGUCACUAAGUCUAGAUAGCAGGGUCUUCUUGACCAAGCCCCUCUGGCAUCUUAGGAUCUUGGUGACACAAAAGACAAAUGAAACUGGCAAAAAAUCAAAUACUCAUGGAUGUGUAUAUACAUACAUGCCAAGUGUCAAAUGGAAGCCCUUUCUCAAAAGACUCAACUAACAGAUUACCUGAACAACGAUAUAACAACAAAAAAAAAUUGCCUUAAACUGUGAGGCAAACGAUUCAGAGAUACUGGGACAAACUAUGUCUCAGUCAUUGAAAUACUGUCAACUGUUGAACCAUGUUGAAGGCACUAGUACUCCAUUAUGUACACUAUUGAGAUGACAAGUAAAAUGUAUAGUAUGUCAGAUGGUGAUAAAUGCCAGAGAAAAAUAAACUAAGGAAGUAGAAUGAGGAGCGUCAGAGGUGGGAGUCAGGGGACCGUAAAUUUAAGUAUUUAAGUAGGGCGGUUAGGCAAGGCCUCUCACUAAGAGGGUAACAACAAACUGUGGUUAUCUGGGGGAAUGAUCAUUCCUGGCAGAGAGAACAAGUACAAAGGCCCUCAGGUGAGAGUAUGCCUGGCAGGUUCAAAGAGCAGCAAGGCCAGUAUGGUGGGUAGAGUGAGCAAGGAGGAGAGCAGAUGAGAUCAGAGAUAAGGAGUGGCUACAUCAUGUAUGUGGAGGACUUUGGCACUUACUCUGUGAAAUGAAGAGUCAUUGGAGGGUUUUUAGCAGAAGCAUAUUAAGAGCUGACUUAUAUUUUUAAAGGAUCACUCUUAGUGAUCUCGUCUGUAAUACAGGUUGGGGUACAACAAUGUAAGUGGAAAGGCAAUUAGGCUACUGAAAUUGCAAUAAACCAAGUGAAAAAGCUGGUAGUAUAUAAGUGAAGGUGGUCAGAAGUGGUCAAAUUCUGGUUAUAUAAAUUCCAUGUUAGGAUUUGAUGGGCCCAAUACAUACCUUCCUUUGCAUCCAAGUUUAGAACUGAGAGUUGGAUGCAAGGGGCAGAUCAAUGGAGAAUCAAAGUAAGCAUUACUACAAAACCCUGGAGAAGGUGGUUUCAGACCUGUGACCCAAUUGGCUCACAAAUACUCCACCUCUGAAUUAGGCUCAAUGGGUCACUGGCCAGGCUGGUUACAGGCCUCUUCCUGCAAGGGCAGAAAGCAGCCCAGGACACUCUGCUGGAAGGCAGAUCCACACAGAAGGAACUAGAAGAGUGUGAGCCACGGGUGUCUAGCUCUCCAAAGAUACUCUCAGAAAGUCACUCUGCCUCCCAGGAGUGGAGAAGCCAGGAGCAUUACUAACAGAAGCCUGCCACAAGGAAACAUGAAAGCAGGGAGUAAAUGUUCUUCCGCCAUCUUUCAGCUAUAUUCCCAUGCGAAAACUCUCUCUC